Messenger RNA from Oikopleura dioica, 684 nucleotides. NCBI's taxonomy places the organism in Eukaryota, Metazoa, Chordata, Appendicularia, Copelata, Oikopleuridae. The record is from the annotation of a GenBank genome assembly.
AUGAAGGUCUACGGUUUUCUCUUCUCCCCACCAUCCCGAGCUGUUGAAAUAACUUGCAAGCUCGCAGGGGUCGAUUACGAGUUCAGUAGUCUAAAUUUGAUGAAGGGCGAGCACAUGAACAAGGACUUCCUUGCGAUCAAUCCUCGACAUUGCAUUCCAACAAUCGUCGACAAUGGUUUUACGCUUUGGGAAUCGCGAGCUAUCCUUCAAUUCAUCGUCAAUCAAUAUGCGCCAAAAUCUACGCUCUAUCCUGCUGAACCAAAAGCGAGGGCAAAAGUUGACUUUUGGCUCAACUGGGACAUGGGUUCGAUGUACUCCGCCAUUUUCGCCGCUGUUUAUCCAAAACUGGGGUUCUUCCCGAUGCCAGAUGAUUUGCCUGCGAAGGAGGCCAAGCUGGCUGAGCAGAUUCGAUUCCUUGAUGGAUCCAUUCAAGCCGGCAACUUUCUCACCGGAAAGAACAUCACAAUCGCGGAUAUAAGCAUCGCUUGCGGACUAACAAUGCCCUGCCUUGUUAACCCUAAGUUCCUGGAUGACUACGAAAAUGUGAAAGCUUGGUUCGGAAAAGUUGCCGCUCUACCAGAGUUCGCAGGCAUUCAUGGGCGAUUUCAAGAGUUCGUUGGACAGAUGAUGGCUGCCAAAGCUGAGGAAGAGAAUAACAAAUCGAAAGUAAAAACCUCUUUUUGA